UGGAUAGCUGGAGAUUGCUUUGUAAGCGCCAAAACAGCUGUUCCAACCAGAAGACUGCAGAGGGAGACGGAUCUGUGUUUCCCGUGGCUGGGAUUUUCUAUUCUUCCUCGCCGGAUUUUCCAUUUCCAUGUAUUGCCGAGUCUUCGCUCCCCUUUGGAAUAAGCAGGCUUGUCUGCUGAGGUCCCUCCACCCUGCGAUCAGCAAUGAUUUGAUGUGAGGCUUGCUAAAGAAGAAGGGGAAAAAAAAAAGGGAAGCACAUUGUAGUGACUGCCUGCCUGCCAUUGCAGCAGAGAGGUGCUGGGCUUCCUGCAAGCCAGGGAAAUGGUGUGCUGCUAAGGCUGCGGAUCGCUGGGGCUGGAGACGAUCACCGAAGCCUGGAUGUGUGUGCCUGACAUCUGCAACAUGUUGGGGAGAGGGAUCGAGGGGCAUCUCGAUGGGAAAAGCGCCUGAUUUUCCCCCACUACCAUGCCCACUCCUUGAAGGAAGUCCCCACUGGCUGCAAUCUGUGCUGGAGUACUGGCAACACACAAACACACACCAUCUCUGUGGAAUCCUUCAAUGAAGUCCAUCAGAUCCUGAGCUAGGUGAUGACCCUCCAAGCUGGAUUGUCUCCUCUGCUCAACACACAUUGGGAUUUUUCCUUCUAAACCCCCCCAAAAUAAUCAAAGUGGAUAUUUUAGUCCUUGAACCUCCUCUCUUGCCAUACAUGAACCAGGCCUCAUUCAGGAGCAAUCUGCAUUCACACAUCCCCUGGGUCCAUCAACGCAUCCAUUUGAAUGAUCCCCAUCUUUGCAAUUCAGGUUGCAGAGACACAUUUGUUGUGUUGUUUUUUUUUGGGCAGGAUUGCAGUGUUAAUUUUUUUUUAAUAGAGUUUUCGUAUUUAUUUUUUUAAACGGAUACUGUGUUUUUUUAAUUUGUUGACUUGCGUUUCUUGGCUGGGUGACUUAUAACUUCAAGUUUCCACCAUGGCGGAUCUAGAGGCGGUGUUGGCUGAUGUCAGCUACCUGAUGGCAAUGGAGAAGAGUAAAUCCACUCCUGCGGCCAGGGCUAGCAGAAGAUCGUACUGCCUGAACCCAGCAUUCGAAGUGUGAUGCAAAAGUAUUUAGAAGAAAGAGGUGAAUUGACCUUUGACAAGAUAUUCAACCAGAAAAUAGGUUUCUUGCUAUUCAAAGAAUUUUGCACAAGUGACAUUGAUGAAGGGGUUCCACAGCUCAAGUUUUAUGAGGAGAUAAAAGAGUAUGAGAAAUUGGAUUCAGAGGAGGACCGUCUUUGUAGAAGUCGACAGAUUUAUGACACAUACAUUAUGAAAGAGCUAUUAUCUUGUUCACAUCCAUUUUCGAAGCAAGCUGUAGACCAUGUUCAGGCCCACCUCGCAAAGAAACAAGUGCCCCCUACUCUAUUUCAGCCAUAUAUCGAAGAAAUUUGUGAUAGCCUUCGAGGAAAGAUAUUUCAGAAAUAUAUAGAAAGCGACAGGUUUACAAGGUUUUGCCAGUGGAAAAAUGUUGAAUUAAACAUCCAUUUGACCAUGAAUGAUUUUAGUGUUCAUCGAAUUAUUGGACGAGGUGGAUUUGGUGAAGUUUAUGGUUGUCGGAAAGCAGACACUGGUAAAAUGUACGCAAUGAAAUGUCUAGAUAAGAAGAGGAUCAAGAUGAAACAAGGAGAGACCUUAGCCUUAAAUGAAAGGAUCAUGCUAUCCCUUGUCAGCACAGGGGACUGUCCGUUCAUAGUGUGCAUGACUUAUGCCUUCCAUACGCCUGACAAACUCUGCUUCAUCUUGGAUCUGAUGAAUGGUGGGGAUUUGCACUACCACCUCUCUCAACAUGGUGUUUUCUCAGAGAAGGAGAUGAGAUUUUAUGCUGCUGAAAUUAUCCUGGGCUUGGAACACAUGCACAACCGCUUUGUAGUGUACAGAGACUUGAAGCCAGCAAAUAUUCUAUUAGAUGAACACGGGCAUGUGAGGAUAUCAGACUUAGGUCUUGCGUGUGACUUUUCCAAGAAGAAACCACAUGCUAGUGUAGGAACCCACGGGUACAUGGCUCCUGAAGUGCUGCAAAAAGGCACAGCAUACGACAGCAGUGCAGACUGGUUUUCUCUAGGAUGUAUGCUCUUCAAACUCCUGAGAGGUCACAGUCCUUUCAGACAGCAUAAAACCAAAGAUAAACAUGAAAUUGACAGGAUGACGCUCACCAUGAAUGUGGAGCUACCGGACUCGUUCUCCCCAGAGCUCAAGUCGCUAUUGGAAGGUCUUCUCCAGAGAGACGUCAGCAAGAGACUUGGAUGCCAGGGUGGCAGUGCUCUUGAAGUAAAAGAGCAUCCAUUCUUUAAAGGUAUAGACUGGCAACAAGUAUAUAUGCAAAAGUAUCCUCCACCGCUUAUUCCUCCUCGAGGAGAGGUGAAUGCAGCUGAUGCAUUUGACAUUGGCUCCUUUGAUGAAGAGGACACAAAAGGCAUUAAGUUGCUUGAUAGCGAUCAGGAGCUGUACAAGAACUUCCCUUUGGUUAUAUCUGAGCGCUGGCAACAAGAAGUAGCAGAAACAGUUUAUGAAGCUGUCAAUGCAGAUACUGAUAAGAUUGAAGCCCGAAAAAGAGCAAAAAACAAGCAGCUGGGGCAUGAAGAAGAUUAUGCACUAGGAAAGGACUGCAUCAUGCACGGAUAUAUGCUGAAGUUGGGGAACCCAUUCCUGACCCAGUGGCAGCGAAGAUACUUUUACCUCUUUCCCAACAGACUUGAAUGGAGAGGAGAAGGAGAAUCUCGGCAAAAUCUAUUGACAAUGGAACAGAUAGUGUCUGUGGAUGAUACUCAGAUCAAGGACAAGAAAUGUAUCCUGUUAAGGAUCAAAGGAGCAAAACAGUUUGUUCUGCAGUGUGAGAGCGAUCCAGAGUUUGUACAGUGGAAGAAAGAACUGACUGAAGCAUUUACUGAGGCACAGAGGCUAUUACGUCGGGCUCCAAAGUUUCUGAACAAGUCCCGAUCUGCAGUUGUAGAGAUCUCUAAACCACCGCUCAGUCACAGAAAUAGCAAUGGCCUUUAAGUGGCAGGACUGGACCAAGAAUUCUUAGGCAUAACUACUUAAACCACCUUGCCCAAGGUCUACAGCAUUGAUGUUAGUUACUUGUAUGGCCCUCAAAAGCAAGGUGUACAUAGGAGAAAGUUUGGGAGCCUGCAUCACACAUUGUCUAGUCUACUGAAGACUGGUCUUGCCGCCUGAAGUCUAGAAGAGGUCACACAGCUCGAGGCAAAGAAAAGAUGAAUUUUCACUAACAGAAGAGUUGUGAAAGUUGCCAAAUUUAGUGAUAGCUCAUCAUUCUAUUGCAUCGGCUUACCCUGAAUGACCUAUCUCUUAAUGCUGAAGAAGCAAGGCAUCAGACCUUUUUUUUUUUUUUUUUUUUUUUUAAAUCAUGGCAUAUGCAUGCUUUGGUGUAUGCCAGACAAGAAUAUGAUUUUUUUUUUUUUUUUUUUUUUUGCAGUAGUUGCUUUUACGUUGAUUUUUAUGUCUAAAUUUCAACAUAUCCCUGGAUGUUUUCUGAAGGCAUUGCCAAGUUUUAAGAAUGUUCGCAAGAUGAUAGCUUUCCUGAGUGUUGCCAUAAUUGCCCCUUUUCCUUUUGUCCUCCCAACUUGCACUGUUGACUUUGAACUAGCAGUGUGAUGAUACUGUUAUGCACUUCAAUGACUUUUACCUGUCCUGUGGUUACAAGAUGUACAUACUAAGAAUAUUCACCCAUUUCUAUGUGUUCACCAAAAUAGUGGCUGCCACUGUCUUGCUGUGUAUGAGGGUAGAGAUAUCAUAGUCGAGUAAUUAUUGGUAAACUGGAGUGCAUGGUAGCUUUGUCCAGUGGUCUUUUAUCCAGUUUAGCACAGUUUUAAUCAAGUUCAUUCUUCAGAUACGUUUACAGCUAUUAUAAAUACAGGAUUUUUUCCUUUUCAGGUCAAAUGCACUUAUUUUUAUUUUGUUUAUAAAAUCAGAUUAUUGCUUAAGUGAAAAGCAGGUGAGAACAUUGGAUAAUCUUGGUACGCGUCAUGCUGUAUUCCUAAAUUAGUCUUUGCUAUCUGAAGUUGCUGUCCUUGUUUUCCAUAUGUCUAAUGUUGGGACCUCUAAUGCUGUCAUUCUAUUAGGUGUCAAAAAGGAUGCAGAGCUAUGACCAUUGUCACUUCGAGUUUAUAUUCUGAAUUAGACAGGACAAAACAAUUGGACAGCUCUGUUGUUACUUCCUGCUAUAUACAGUGUUGCUAUAAUGGCACCUUGCUUGUAUAGUGACUCGGCAUCGUAACUGCAUGGCAGCCCCUAGCGUUUAGCCUUUUUUUAUUUUGUCAGUAAAGUGCAAAGUGCCAAUGGACUUGAAAACUUCCUAGAAACAGAUUCACUAUAUAUAACUUAGACGUCUAAGUGUAUCUGUAAAUAAUUAAUUUAAAACAUUUGUUACAAUAGCGUGAGAGAAAACACUGCUGUAAUUUCCAUCCUCAUCUUACAUUUUAUAUUUGCAAUCAUAGUAAGGAGUUCUUUGGAAGGCCAGUGACUCAACAUUAGUUUCUCUCCUAGAUUUAAUUAUUUGCAGUGGUACCCGCCUUUGCAUAAGCAAUUUAAUGAACCACUGGGGAAGGGGGUCUAAUGAAUGUGAUGUUCUUCAUAUAACAAGAGUCAAAUGGUUAUUGGUUGGAAAAAAAAAAAACUACUGUGAAGUAUGAAUCUCUAUAUUUGUAUUAAAAUCACAUGCAGUGUUUGGUAUGAACAUGCGAGUAAUUGGUAGCUGCACUUUUAAAGGGAACAAUGAGAUCCAUUGUGUGUAAAUUGUACUUUUAAUGUGCAUUCCUUGAUGUUGUCAACAGUGGUUAGAUUCUGAAAUUAAGCAGCAAAUGGUAACAAGAUCCUUUUUUUUUUUUUUUUGCCUUAGAAACUCUAAAGAGACCUAGUCAAAUGCCAGAACAAGAUAUGUUUUGAAAUCCAGAUAAACGGUUUUAAUAUUUUAAACUAUUUUAAAACUAAUAAGGAGGGGAGAUAAGUUAUAUCAUAAUACAGUAAGUUUAUGGACAUCAUUUCUGUAAUCGGCUCCACAACCUAGGUUAGUUUGUCCUAGGUCAGUUUGUCUUAUUGUGCUUUAAGUGUUGGUAGAAGCCAUAGUUAUGGCGGAGGAAGGUGCAAUGACUGUUACUGAUUGGGCACCGAUGUGUAGGACCAGUAUUGCAUAGCAAUAAAAUAAUAUCAUUCAAUAAAUGUAUCACUUCACAUAGCACCUUAUUGUGAACAGUUUAUAAUAAUAACUAGUCUGGAUACUAUUGUUCUGUGCUCAGUAUGCCUCCAUUAUAUGUAAGUAAUAAAAGUCUGACCACCUAAACAAAAUACCAUAUCACUAAGAGAGAAAUAGAUAAAAAAACAUCCUAUUACAGUUUUUAUAGAACUUAUCAAACAUAUCACAUUAUCUUUAUGUGAUUUAUAGACCUUUACAGACUGUAAGAUUAUUAACAUGUACAUGUAAAUGAUAUUACUAGUCUACUAAGGACUUGUAUUUGUUAUAGUUGGCUAGAAACUGCAAAUUAUUUUUCAACAUGGUUAUCAUACUUCAUAGGAUCUGAUCCUACCAUUACUUGCUAGAAAACCUAUUUACCAGUUAAGAGAAUUGGCUUUGUGUGCACAUUUUUUUCAGUGUUUUCAAUGUAUAUCAGAUUCACCCCUUGGCAAAACAAUGGGUUAAUUUGACAAAUAUUAUUGAAUCCUACUUUACAUGUAUUUUGUAACCAUUUGCUUGUUUGUGAGAUUAAUCUUUGGAAGCAAUUACUUGCUUUACAGUGCAGAGGAUUUAAGCUGCAUCACCACUGGUUGUUAUGAGAGACAACAUUCAAGUUAAGCUCAGCAUGUCACUGAAAACUGCAUGUAUUCUUCUCGAUUCAUACAAUGUCACUCAUGUAUACUGUGUUCUAGUGGUGUCUGACCUUGAAACACCUUGUGGUCCAGAGGAAUAUUCUUUUCCCCCCUGCUAGCUCAUCCUUAUUCUCUCUAGAUAUGUACUCAUGUAUAAAUUAUUUAAGGAUUACAUUGACAGGAUUUGUCAGGUUCCACACCUCUACGAAUCAAUUGUACCACGGACGCUAAGUGAAUAGAGAAAAGGUGCAACCACACAGGGGUUGAGGCACCUUUCUAUCACAAUUUUUUUUUUAGUAUUUGCUACUGAUAAAAUAUACUUACUUAUUUAUUUGCUUUAGUUUGAGCAAGUGUUGCAGGUAAACGGUUGACUUAUCAGUAUGAAUUUCCUUAGAUGUCUCCAGAAAUAAACAUAUAGGUUAGUCUAGUGGUCAGGUUUGUGGCAAAGCACAAUAUUGAAGGUUGUACAGUGGAAAAAAGCACAUUUCUAAAACCCUUGAAUGGAAAGUUUCACACAAUAUUGGAUGGUAAGAUGUCCACUUUGCUAGUGUAGUACAGUCACCUCAUACCUAUGUGAUGCUCACACUUCAUAUACAUUUAUUUCUAUCUAGAUAUCCUGUAGCUUACUGUAGAUUUUAUAGUCUCCAACUUCCCCAAGACACUUGCUGCAGCUAUGUCAACAUUAAUUUAAUAUUUUAUAAUUGCAUAUUAGCUAAAACGUACUCCACCACUGUUCUUUUAGAAAACUGUAGAUCUUAUAUAUGCAUAUGCAUAUAAUAUAAGAAAGCUUUCCUCCAGCUCAACCUAUACUGCUAAUCCAGGGUUGCAGAAUUUUUGAAAGCUUAGAAGAAUAUUUUACACAAAAAUAAACUCUAUAAUCAGACCAUCUUUAAACAUGAAACUUCCUCCAGAAUUGCCCAUAUUGGCAAAGAAACAGCGUUUUAGAGCAAUCGUCCUUAAUGCCAUCAUAAAAUGUAUAUGAGCUAUGAAGUGACAAUCUUGACAUCUAUGUGUGGUUGUAUUAAAUGCUUCAAUUAGGACAUCGAUGUACACUGAACGCAGUACAGUACUUGGUAGACACAAAUUUCAGUUGGUGUCAAUGCAUUUGGCGUGCUAAUGUGCUUUUAAACAAUCAUUUUAAAUUUGUGUGUUAUAUAAUAAGUCUGCUGGUAGCUUACUCAGAGAAGUCAAGAACAUUUGCACAUGGCCCUGUAGGAACAUGUCCAACCCGACUGACCAGAUCAUCUAGAUCAAUGUAAAUUACGUACAGCAAAAAUAAUCAAGAAUGUUAGAUACAGGACCAUUAAAUGUUGCCUUUAUCGAGCUGCACGUGUAUGAAUGCCCCCGUGUAUUGGUGCAGGGCUCUCCAGGAAGGUAGAUCACAGUGCAGGGAGACCAGGGAUGUGGUCUUGAUCACUUGUAUUAACCAUAUUAUACUGGAAAAAUGUAGCUGUUCCAUUCUUUCCUUUAUCAUUAAGAGAACAGAGAAUAUUGUUGUAAUGUAUGCUAAUGGAAGGAGCAGUCAUGCUUUGUAUUAUUGCUUCCUCAAUCUGAAUUAGCCAAUGCUUCUGUUGUUUGACACUUGUACCCAUGCAACUCAUCUUUCGUUUGUGGCAUUUGUGUUGCAUAUUGAUGUACAUAUUUCAGCCAUGGCAAGGUAAAUAUUACUUUCUCUUCAGCAAAACUGUGCACAUGUUCAUACAUCCUGUUUGAACUCAAUUGUUAUGGACUCGGCUGUACUUUGGUAAAUGAAGGUAGUUAUGUAGGAAUAGACCAAGAGUUAUAUUUUAACAAGAGUUCAUUUUAUAUUAUUUAUUAAAUCCAUGCAUUUCUUUGAUGUUGCUGACAUUCCACAGAAUUGUUUCUUAUCUGUAUAGUUGGUUAUUUAAGGUGUGCUGGCAAUUUCAUUUUAAGUAGAACUAUCCGCUUUAUUCUGUUUUUCAUAAAUAAACGCCAUUGAACACAGAACACCA
This is a messenger RNA of Rana temporaria (common frog), 7827 nucleotides long. It is a transcript of the gene GRK3, whose product is annotated as G protein-coupled receptor kinase 3. Gene Ontology annotation, biological process: regulation of signal transduction; G protein-coupled receptor signaling pathway; protein phosphorylation. Gene Ontology annotation, molecular function: ATP binding; G protein-coupled receptor binding; G protein-coupled receptor kinase activity. NCBI's taxonomy places the organism in Eukaryota, Metazoa, Chordata, Amphibia, Anura, Ranidae. The transcript has 21 exons. The record is from RefSeq and is a predicted model, not a curated record. Bases 1091 to 3031 code for a protein of 646 amino acids.